This is a messenger RNA of Aspergillus oryzae RIB40, 555 nucleotides long. RefSeq lists its product as uncharacterized. Gene Ontology annotation, molecular function: DNA-binding transcription factor activity, RNA polymerase II-specific; transcription cis-regulatory region binding. The record is from RefSeq and is a predicted model, not a curated record. Gene Ontology annotation, cellular component: nucleus. Gene Ontology annotation, biological process: regulation of DNA-templated transcription. The transcript has a single exon. Lineage: Eukaryota; Fungi; Ascomycota; Eurotiomycetes; Eurotiales; Aspergillaceae. Bases 1 to 555 code for a protein of 184 amino acids.
AUGUCAAGUGAGCUCCCCUGCAAAUGUGAUCCAGAAAGUGGUGCUAAUCCUGACACUUUGACCAGAAAUGUGGAGCUUGUACAAUCUGACCUGCGGAACCUGCAUGAUACGGUCGACAUCAUUUGCCAACACUUGGAUCUCAGCCGGCCAAAGACGCUUGUAGUCGACCGUGGAAAGGAUAGAGAGAACAUCCCAGUAAGCGGAGAGCCCGACCGUGAAGAAAGUGAAGGGUGCGAAGUAUCACCACCCGAUUCGCCUUCUGCCGUCCAUGCUCCCAUUGACACCUUUCUCGAUAUCGCCAAGUUCGGAAGUCCCAAAUCCGUCGAGUCGCCACCUGGACGUCGCGCUAGUCGUGCGACUCACGGAGAUGAUCUGAUCACCAAGGGCAUUGUGUCUCUCGCAGUCGCCGAGCAGCUGUUACAUCGCUACUUUUCGCGUCUUGACCAUUACCUGUACGGAAUAUGUAGUGAACAUCAUGACCUACACCAGCUACGCACCACAUCUCCUAUCCUCCUUGCUGCUAUCUGCACCGUGUCAGCCCUACAUGACCCCUAG